CAGAGCCUAGAGGGGAGGAGGUGGGCUGCGGGCAGGGCCGGAUCCAGGCACCUGACGUGGGGACAGCAGGGACAUGAAGCGAGAGGCCGGAGUGCUGCGGUCAUGGCGUGCAGUGAGUGCAUGGGGUCUUAGCCGUGCAGCGAGUGCGUCAGGUCUCAAGCCCACACCUGCAUUCAUCAGUGUCCCCCUGCCCCGCGGUGGGAGAACAGUGGCGGGUGUCUGUCCCCCAGCCUGUCCCUGUGUUGUCCCCUCGGGGUGAGCUGACCGUGUCCGUUGUCAGCCGGCUGCUCUUUGCACGGUGCCUGACGCCAGGGUGAUGGGCGCUCACGACUGGGGUGCCUGGGGCUGAGGAAGGGGGUGGUGGGGACGGGUUUCACGGCUCUCACGGGGAAGACGGCGAGCAGGAGGUCCCCGGGGAGGUGACGGGACAAGCCCGGGCUGGGCGCGAGCCAGCCCCGGGCGUGGGGAGGCGACGGGGCGGAGGACGCGCACCCAAGGCGCCCGCACCCACACGCCUCUGACGCUCCAGCACCCGCACCCGCCCUGGCCUGGCAGGGGGUAGGGGGUCCUGGGGAGUCCUCCCCCCUGCCACCAUGAAGCGGAUGUUCUCCUGCUCCAGCUCGCAGGUGGCGGUUGAGAGCUGGAACAAGCAGGACCAGAAGCUUUUGGAAGCGGUGGAGAAGGGCGACGUGGGCAGGGUGUCCGCCCUCGCCUCCCGCAAAACAGCCCGGCCCGCCAAGCUCAACGCCGUGGGGCAAUCUGCCUUCCACCUGGCUGCAUCCAAGGGUCUCACCGAGUGCCUGACGCUGCUGCUGGCCCACGGGGCCCCCAUUAACGAGAAAAAUGAUGACGGCAGCACCGCUCUGCAUCUGGCCACCAUCGCCUGCCAGCCCCAGUGCGUCAAGGUCCUGCUGCAGUAUGGUGCCAACGAGAGCCAUGUGGAUGGGCAGAACCGAACCCCCCUGCACUGGGCUGCCUCCUCAGGCUGUGCCUCCAGCGUGCUGCUGCUCUGUGACCAUGAGGCCCUCCUGGACGCCACUGACGCUCAUGGGCAGACCCCCCUGAUGCUGGCGGCACGGGGGAACCACGCUGCCAUCUGCGCCCAGCUCCUGCAGCGAGGGGCCGACCCCAACCUGACUGACAAGGACAAGAAGACCGCCCUGACGCUGGCCUGCGAGCACCGCAGCCUGGAGUCGGCCGAGCUGCUGCUGAGCCAUGGGGCAGUCGUGGGGGAUGAGGACUGCUGGCACUACACCGGGCAGACCUCCAGCCGCGUGCUCCGGUGGCUCCUGCGCAGCACCCACGGUGGCGGGAGAGAGAACGGUGCUGGCUGUGCCGGGGACCCUGCGCCACAGGUGGGAACCCAGGGAGAGGGGACCCUGGGCAGCGACAGUGAGGAGGAGGAUGAAGAGCAGCAGGACGGGUCCGAUGCCUGGCGGGUGCAACGGCUGCAGGCGCGUCUGGCGAGGAAGACGCGGGAAUGCCAGCGGCUGGCGGCCACCGCCGCCAGCAUCCGGCAGCAGGUGCGGGACCUGGCACGGCUCCUGCCCGGGUGUAAAGCCAGGGACGGGACGGAGGAUGAGGAUGGUGCCUGCCUGACUCUCCUGGCCCAGCACAUGGAGGAGCUGAGGAAAAGGAUGCUGGCCGAAGGGGAUGGAGGACAACAAACCAUGGCACAGCUUGAUGGCGAUGAUGGAGUGCCGGUGCUGGCCCCGUUCCUGACCUGGCUGGGGGACGAGUGUACCAAGAUGCGGGCAGCGAAGGCGAGUGCCUUCACCCGGAGCAAGGGGCUGCGGAAGGAGGUGGAGGAAGCCCUGCGGAGCAAACUGCACUACGAGGUGGUGUCGGCUGAUGCCGUCCGGAGGAGCUUGGCGGCUUGGGAGAAAAUGGUGGUGGGGCUGGAGCAGACCCUGAGCCGUGCCGAUGAGACCCACGCCAAGAUGCUUCAGGGAUCCCGCAUCCUCCUGGAAAAUCUCCAGCGGGAGCCAGUGCAGCUGCUUGCCAGAACAGCACCUUCCCAGUGCCCGGUGAACGGCACGGAGCCGGCUCUGGGUGGGAAGAGCCAAGAGGAGCUGCCAAGGGAGGGUAGGAACUUGGAGAAGGAGAUGCUGGAGCUGAAGGAGAGCAACGGGAUGCUCCUGGGGGAGCUGGCCCGGCUGAGCCGCGAGCGGGAGCGGCUGCAGGAGGAGCUGCGGAGGCUGCGGGAGCAGGACCCCGAUGCUGAACCGGUGGCGGAAGGUGCCGGAGCAGCCGCCCUGGCCCGGGCGCUGGCGGCCGAGAGGGAGGAGGCAGCGAGGCUGCGGCGGAGGUUGGCAGGGCAGCGACAGGAGCUGGCGGUGCUGCGGGAUGGGGUGGGCAAGCGGGUGCAGGAGGCAGCCGGUGAUGCCAGUGCCGGCAUCCUGCGGGAGCUGCACCUCAAGCUGGAUGGGCUGGUGAGGUCCCAGCACGAGGCCUUGCAACUUGUUGCAGAGAUGGAGGGUGAGGGUACCCCGGGUGAAGGAGCUCCCCAUAGCGAUGGGGAUGGUGGGGCUGGGCUACUGGGCGAGCUGGAGGAUGCACUGGGUGAACUGGUCAAGGAGCUGGGGACGGCGUCAGGUCCCCGCGUGCCACGGCUGCUGGAGCGGCUCGCCGGCACCACCGCCACCCUGCGCGGCUGGGCGUUCCUCGGGGAGCAGUGGGAGCAGCCGGGGGCCGAGGCCGAGCGCUGGCGGGUGGCGGCAGCAGAGGAGAAGCGGGCAAAGGAGGCAGCGGUGGCCCAGGCAGCCGAGCGGGAGCGGGAGGCACAGGAGCUGCGGGAGAAGGCUGAGGGGCUGGAGCGGAGCGUGGGGAACCUGCGGGCAAAGGCGGGCGAGCUCUCCAGGGCCUGCCGGGACAAGGAGGGGAAGGUAAGGAGUGGGAGGGCCUGGGACAUGGGCUGGCGGGAACAGGGGCACCUUCCCAUCACCAUCCCCAUCAUCACUGUACCCUUCUUGUCAAUGUCCUCUUCCCAUUGCUGUCCCCAUCAUCACCAUCCCCUUCCCAUCACCAUCCCCUUCCCAUUGCUGUCCCCAUUGCCAUUUCCUUCCCAUCGCCAUCUCCUUCCCAUCACCAUCCCUGUUGCUGUCCCCAUCACUGUCCCCAUCAUCACCAUCCCCUUCCCAUCGACAUCCUCUUCCUGUCACUGUUCCCAUCACUGUCCCCUUCCCAUCACUGUCCCUAUCACUGUCGCCUUCCCAUUGCUGUCCCCAUCACCAUCCUCUUCCCAUCAUCAUCCCCUUCCCGUUGCUGUCCCUGUUGCCAUCUCCUUCCCAUCACUGUCCCCAUCACCAUCCCCUUCCCAUCACUGUCUCCCUCCCAUCACUCCCCCCCAUCACCUCUCACCCCCACCCCAGUGUUUCACCAGCCCGAUGUCCCCGGGGGGAGCCGGGUUUGGGGGGCCGGGGGCUGCCCAGGACCUCUGGGGCAACCGUGAGAUUCUUCCCACUUGAGUCCAUCUCCCAGCCAAAUCUGAGAGGGGAGCAGAUGGGAACCAAAGGGACAACCCCGGGGUGUGACGGGGAGCGGCUGGUCCCCAUCAGCACCCUGACUUUGCCCCCCCCCCCCCACCGGUACCCA
This is a messenger RNA of Aquila chrysaetos chrysaetos, 3594 nucleotides long. It is a transcript of the gene ANKRD35, whose product is annotated as ankyrin repeat domain 35. Gene Ontology annotation, molecular function: transmembrane transporter binding; RNA polymerase II-specific DNA-binding transcription factor binding; protein-macromolecule adaptor activity. Gene Ontology annotation, biological process: regulation of transcription by RNA polymerase II; protein localization to plasma membrane. Gene Ontology annotation, cellular component: cytoskeleton; neuron projection; nucleus. The record is from RefSeq and is a predicted model, not a curated record. The transcript has 9 exons. NCBI's taxonomy places the organism in Eukaryota, Metazoa, Chordata, Aves, Accipitriformes, Accipitridae. Bases 594 to 3467 code for a protein of 957 amino acids.